UUAGCAUGCCUUCAAACAUCUACUUUUAAGGCAUCGCUUUAGUGACGUAUUGCACGCUCCGACCCUUUCUCUUCUGUGAUUGUCAGACAGCUCUUAAACGGAAAGACAUGAGGCUUUGGUGCCAGUCAGGCAUCUGUUUGCACACUGAACGUGCACACGGCUGCAAACCUGACAUCAGAGGGCGGAGCAGACUGGAAAACAGGAAGAUGUAAGCAGGUAAGGAAAGAGUGACACAGAUGAUGGGUAGAGUGAGUUAGAGGAAGAAUGAGAGAGAGCCUCACCUUGUGGAAACUACUAAAAUAAUAGCAGAAAAGCAGAGGGAGCGUCACGUCAAGAAUGGGGUUUGUGCAAUACGUUGUGGCUCUUUGGUUGUUGGCUGCACAGUUGGUGUUCACCUUUCCCACGGACACAGGAGAGACGGACAGUCAGGGGUGCCUGAUGUGCUCUGCAGGGACGUUUCAGAAAUCUUGUGCAGAGUGUGAGCCUUGUCCUCCCGGCAGCUACACUUCAACCCAGAACAAUGAGGACAGCUGUCAUCUCUGCUUCAGAGAUUGUUCACCAACAUCUCACCUGAGAGUGGUGAAGAACUGCACAAGUACUUCUGAUCUGAGGUGUGAAUGUGAGCCUGGUUACAGAUGCACCGAGAGGGUACCACACUCCAAAAACUGCAGACAAUGUCAAAGAAUAACGG
Messenger RNA from Oryzias melastigma (Indian medaka), 691 nucleotides. RefSeq names its product tumor necrosis factor receptor superfamily member 14-like. NCBI's taxonomy places the organism in Eukaryota, Metazoa, Chordata, Actinopteri, Beloniformes, Adrianichthyidae. Gene Ontology annotation, biological process: regulation of cell population proliferation. The annotation marks the transcript as partial. The transcript has 5 exons. The record is from RefSeq and is a predicted model, not a curated record. Gene Ontology annotation, molecular function: cytokine binding; signaling receptor activity. Gene Ontology annotation, cellular component: external side of plasma membrane.